AUGGAUUCGCCACUCUCAGUAUGUGAAGUCGAAGAUUUCGUCAAAACCUACCUACCAAACGAUCACUUGGCCAAUUUCGACUCGGUCAUGGAGUAUCUGAAGGACCAGAAGGUCCUUGCACCUCGUGGAAGUUCUUUGGCCCAAUACCCAUCACCCUUGCAACGGCGACCAGUGUAUACUCACGCAUUAAAAGCCUUCAGAGGUCUAUUCCGGGCCCGUCACGCGAAGCCGGCUACAGUCGUCAAGUCCUUGAAGGCGAUCGGUACCGCCGUUCGCAAGGCGUUGGAAAAGGUCAAAGCUGCCGGUAUUAACGAAUGCUCCAUUCGUUCUAGUGAGGUCCAAGGCCCUGUAAUCAACGCCUGUCUUACCGCCAACGUCGACAGCGCGUUCCAUCCAACCAACAUGGCUGUUCCUUUGAGGGUCGCUGCGGAUGAGGAAAAAGAGGAACCCAUGGAAGCCCUUCCCCGGUUAUUCGACGUUAUCAAUUCAGAUGCCCGUCGCACGUUCACCUAUGCGAUCACGGUCCAAAGGGAUAAGCUAUCCAUUUGGUACCUAUCUCGAUCAUUGUGCGUGAGGUCGACACCAUUCAACAUGACGGAGCACCCGGACCUCCUGAUCCAGGCCCUGACGUGUAUAAUGCUGGCAACCCCGGAGCAACUGGGUUACGACCCUUUGGUAACCCUACUCCCGGACCUGAGCUACGUGUACGAAUUACCGCCAGACCACAACAGGGCCAACUCUCUAUACUACCGGACAACGGAGCUCAUCUCGCAGUACCACUCCGCUGACACGGCGGGACGGAGCACAAGGGUCUGGAGAGUGAAGCAAGUCACCUCGUCCGCGAGGCCAGUAGACCUACCUGGAGCCUCUGACAUGGUGCUGAAACAUGUCUCGGUGGAUGCAACCAUGCCGACAGAACGCGAGGUCCAGGAACAACUUUUCAGUGACAUUUCGGCGUUUGGCAAACUCAAGAACUGGAGAGAGAACGAUGUGUUGAAGGAGAUGCCGAAGGAUGACUUGGACGUCCUUGCCGAGGCGCUGAAGGGAGACAAUUUCCGCCAGCUAUUCUCUUGCAUCAUCGCCCACCACGUUGGUGAACCGGCCUCCACUCCUUCCACAGAGGCUGUGAAGUUAUCAAAGCCUCGUUGUCCCAAGCGCAAAUGCUUCUUCGUUUAUGAGCUCCUGUGUACACCGCUCUCCAAGAUUCCUACCCUUGGCGAGGCGAUUGACGUGAUUAAACAGUGUGUCACAGCCUUACGACUGAUGUGGUGCGCUGGGUGGGUCCACCGCGAUGUCAGUAUCGGGAAUAUACUUGCAUUUCGACCGUCACAGGACUCUCCAUGGGAAGUCCGACUGACCGACCUGGAACAUGCGAGGAGGUUCCCCGAUCCGAACGUCCUCGGCGACGAUACCCCUAUCGGAACGCCGUACUUCAUGCCCGUUGAAUUACAAAACCGAGGCUACUACUUCCCUGCACUCGAGGAACGUCCUAAAGAGCGCAAGACAUGGUUCCCCGUCAAACCCUUGGUCCACAACUAUCAACACGAUUUAGAGUCCAUUUGGUGGAUAAUCCUUUGGCUCAUAACUGGGAGAACGACGAUACCUGUCUCACGCGCAUUUGCCGACCGGUAUUUUCGAAAUAAGGAUGCUCCUUCAUAUGGAGCUUCCCGUUCUUUUCUUCUCUCCGGACAGCAAUCGAUUCUCAGGGAUCGAGAAUUCCCCACAUCUCUCCCCCCGCGCCUGUAUCAGGGACCUUCCUUCCUUACUCACCUUGACGACCUCAAGAUUAACCUCCAUGUUGAAUACACCUCACGGAAUCGUGUUGGUAAGCAGGACGAUAGAAGGAGUUAUGCCUGGAUUGUCGGCGAAGGAGCUUCAGACUUCUUCAAUGACAUUGAAGAUUCUCGGAUGGACUGGGGCGGUAUCGAGCUUUUGGUCGCCGGUAACGUCGCUGUCAACGAUUCUGCCUCGUCAGCAAAGGGAAGCUCUGACGAUGCAUCGUGGCCGGAACGCCCAAAGCCGCCUCCGAAGCGACGAAUCGACGACGACGACACGGACGAUGAAGACCAACGGCCGCCACCGAGGAAGAAGGUCCGCGUUGUCCCAGUUCGGGGUUUUCAAGCACUGGUACAGCGAGCUGGCCCAGUCACGAGGUCUAUGGCUCGAAACCAGCGGCCUUCUGGCCCAACGACCAGAUCCACCACUCGCCGUCUGCAGCAAGAAGCGGCAGAGAACGAGCGCUCGAAACUAGCAAAACUUCCCGCCAGGAGAUCCCGCCGAUAG
Molecule: messenger RNA, 2283 nt
Organism: Coprinopsis cinerea okayama7#130
Lineage: Eukaryota; Fungi; Basidiomycota; Agaricomycetes; Agaricales; Psathyrellaceae
Product: other/FunK1 protein kinase
Exons: 6
Coding region: 1-2283 (760 amino acids)
Source: RefSeq, a predicted model, not a curated record